UGGAAGAAUGGGCGUCGUGCCUUCCUAAGACCCGGUGCGCCCUGGGCGCACGGCUAGGGAAGGGGCGCCCGGGCCGGCCUUUCCCGGGUCCCAGAGCGGGCGCGGCGCCUUACGUGGGGCGGCCGGGGGCGAUUGUGACACGGGCGGGCGGCCGGGCGGCCUUGCAGCGGGGGUCCCAGCGCCGCGGGCCAGCCAGGCGGGAUGGAGCGCCAAGAGCAGCCGAGCGGGAGCCCGGCGCGGAGGAGCGGGCGAGGCCGGGGGCAGCGCGACGCCGAGCCCGAGGCGGUGGUGCAGCGCACGCAGGUGAUGCUGCUGGCCGGCGAGGCGUGGGAGCCCGAGGGCGCGCAGGCCGUGCUCAGCUCCUUCGCGCACCAGGUGCUGCCGCCCGCCGCCAACCCCUGCGAUCUGACCCGGCGCGCCCUGGGGACGCCCCCCGACGGCCAGCCGCCCUCCGCUUUGGUCCCUCCAGCGGGCCAGGCCAGCGGGCAGCUCAUCUUCUUCCUGUGCCGGCCGUCGUCGCUGCGGGAGCGGCUGCCGCGGCUGCGGGAGGUUCUCCAGGGCGUGCGGGAGCAGAGCCGCAGCGCCCCGGCCGCCCUAGUGGGCGUGAUCGUGCAGCCGGCGGAGGCCGAGGAGGCCGACGCCCGCGACCGCCUCCGGGAUCUCCUCCGCGAGGUCUUCGGGGCCGAGGGAGGCUCGCCGCCCGUCGAGGUGCACACGGCCAUCUUCAAGCCCGGCCGGCCCGAGGGCGCCCUCGAGGUCCAGCGCGUCGGCGGCAGCUUCUCCAGACCCCAAAUCUCCGCCAGCUCCAUGUGGCUGGACAAAUCAAAGUUGAUACAGAUUUUUGGAGCUAUGCUGUCAGCCGGGACAGUGGCGUACGGAGGCUAUUACUUCUACAACAACCCUCCCAUGUGAAGCACUCGGCCCUGCCAAUAAGGCCUCCCUUCCUACUUGGUUAAGUUCUUGUGCCCACCUGGAUUUUCAGCUGUCACCAAAAAUAAAAUAUUACAAAAAUCCAAAA
Sphaerodactylus townsendi is the source of this 1018-nucleotide messenger RNA. RefSeq lists its product as uncharacterized. The record is from RefSeq and is a predicted model, not a curated record. The coding region runs from base 202 to 912 and encodes 236 amino acids. Lineage: Eukaryota; Metazoa; Chordata; Lepidosauria; Squamata; Sphaerodactylidae. The transcript is spliced from 3 exons.